Messenger RNA from Molossus molossus (Pallas's mastiff bat), 177 nucleotides. Its product is annotated as 60S ribosomal protein L39-like. The record is from RefSeq and is a predicted model, not a curated record. NCBI's taxonomy places the organism in Eukaryota, Metazoa, Chordata, Mammalia, Chiroptera, Molossidae. The transcript is spliced from 2 exons. Gene Ontology annotation, cellular component: ribosome; cytosolic large ribosomal subunit. Gene Ontology annotation, biological process: translation. Bases 1 to 177 code for a protein of 58 amino acids. Gene Ontology annotation, molecular function: structural constituent of ribosome.
AUGCGGUUGGUUCUCUUUCGUGUGUCUUCUCACAAGACUUACAGGAUCAAGAGGUUCCUGGCCAGGAAACAAAAGCAGAAUCGGCCCAUUCCCCACUGGAUUCGGGUGAAAACUGGUCAUAAAAUCAGGUACAACUCCAAGAGGAGAAGAACCAAACUGGUAUUACCCAGUGGUUAG